AUGCCGCAAUGGGGUAACACGCCCUUGACCUGCCUCCGAUGCACGCGACGCCACUUCUCCACUGGCCGUCCGAUCCUCCCAGGCCACAGUGCCAGCGGCAUACGCAUCGCAACGCCGCGCAUCCCAGCCCGCCGCUUCGAGAAUGAGCCGCCGGUCAAGCCCCUGCUCAUCCAACGGCAUCUCAGGCAGCUCCAGCGCUCGCAGCCUCGUCGGAGAGUCUUGGCUCCUCGCGAUGACUAUCUGACGCCCGACGAUAUCGCCGCCGCAGCCGAGGCCCACACCAUUGAGGUCGCGGCAAACCGCCAGCAAGAGUUGGAGGCGAAGCAGAAUAGGGAAAAGGACACAAAAAAGAAACGCAAGCCAGCACACCUCAACAGCGAUCCGCCGACAGAAGAGCAGGAGCAAAAGAAGCAAAAGCCAACACCAGCAACCCUCACGGAUCCAGAGACAACGCAAGAAAAGCAACCCAAGCCACGCCACAAAACCGGCGGCAGCAGCCUCGCGACACAGCUAGCACAGGUGCACCCGGCGUUCCCGCGCCCGCACGAGCCGCACCGCUACAUGUCGACCAUCCCACCGACGGACGCGCAGCUGGAGCGGGCGCGCGCCUUCUUCGCCCGCGGCGGCGGCCGCUUCGUCUUCACGUGCGAGUCGUUCCGCAAGUUCCCGGCCGACAGCCCGGCGCCCGAGGUGGCCUUCCUGGGCCGCAGCAACGUCGGCAAGAGCAGCCUGCUCAACGUGCUCUUCGGCCGCCGCGCGCUCGGCACCCAGGACAACGCCGACCAGGGCACGGCCAAGGUGUCGAAGCGGCCCGGCAAGACGCGCACGAUGAACGUGUUCCUGGUGGGCGAGGGCGCCGAGGGCGGCGUCAAGGCGCCCGCGACGGACAUGCAUGGGCGGCGGGUCAAGGGCGUGGAUCAGGUGCGGUGGAUCGGGCCCGGCAGGGCGGUGGCGGUCGUGGACAUGCCCGGGCAUGGGUUCGGGAGCAGGGCCGAGUGGGGCAACGAGAUCGUCAAGUACUUGACGCAGCGGAAGCAGCUGCGCAGGGCGUUUGUGCUCGUGAGCUCCGAGCACGGCUUGAAGCCGUCGGACCGGCAGGUGCUGGAUAUCCUGGCGCGGAAUGGCGUGCCGCAUCAGGUCGUGCUGAGCAAGGCCGACAAGCUGCUGUUGCCGAAGGCGAAGGACAACUCGAUGGGGGUGGUGCAGAAGGGGCUGUCGAAUUUGAGGGACGUGCAGGAUGCGGUCGUGAAGGAGUUUCAGUUGAGAGAGAGGGAGAAGAAGGGAACGCCGGCUUUGGGGGAGAUACUCACGGUCAGCUCCAACAAGGGGAUGAGUGACGGUGAGGGGGCAUCGAGAGCCGACAAGAUUGGCAUUAAUGGCCUCAGGUGGGCAAUUUUACAGGCUGCAGGUUUGGAGCAGCCGUGGGAAUAG
This is a messenger RNA of Diplodia corticola, 1431 nucleotides long. Its product is annotated as gtp binding protein. The record is from RefSeq and is a predicted model, not a curated record. NCBI's taxonomy places the organism in Eukaryota, Fungi, Ascomycota, Dothideomycetes, Botryosphaeriales, Botryosphaeriaceae. The coding region runs from base 1 to 1431 and encodes 476 amino acids. The transcript has a single exon. Gene Ontology annotation, molecular function: GTP binding. Gene Ontology annotation, cellular component: mitochondrion.